Molecule: messenger RNA, 1725 nt
Organism: Mizuhopecten yessoensis (Yesso scallop)
Lineage: Eukaryota; Metazoa; Mollusca; Bivalvia; Pectinida; Pectinidae
Exons: 13
Coding region: 74-595 (173 amino acids)
Source: RefSeq, a predicted model, not a curated record
UUUUUGUCCCCUCUGUGCAGUGUCUGAGACAUUAGUUCUUUUCGUGUUCCACAUAUUAAGUGAUUUCUACAACAUGUCUCUGAAUAAUCUUCUGUUCCUGUUUUCCUGCAUUUUUGUUGCCGCAAAUGUUGAAGCUUUAGUAUUUGGAUCGAGACAUGCAUUAUAUUCACCUAGACAAGCUAUUCUAUCAUCAGCAAUGCAUGACGCCGAUACGGUCAAUAUCGGUUUCGGAGGCAGUGACAGAAGAAUGUCAAGUUUGUCUGCACUCUCAAAUCUUGGCCUAGGACUUGGUCGUCGAAGCAUUCGGCCACGACUCAGCUCAGGACAAAGAAGGGGAAACAACAUCGUUGUCCUUGGAACUGGCGACAUGGAUUAUCCUUCAUUAGAGUACGGAAGCAGUAUUGGUAGCCUCAGUGGCCUAGGAAGCAUUGGUGGCCUCGGUGGCUUAGGUAGCAUUGGUGGCAUCAGCAGGAUCGGAGGUCUCGGUGGAUACGGCGGUGAUUCUGAUCAUAUAACAGUUCCACGGGGCACAGAUUUACGAUUGGCUGCAAGAGCAGGCCUUUUUGAGGAUGCCGACAGCAUCAAUUUCUUAUAAACAGAAGAAAAACAUGCUGAAAUUCCACUAUUUGUAAGUUCACCACAUCUCACUGGAGGGAGGGACGCAUGCUAGGGGACGUCACUCCUGUCGCUGUUUGGCGUGUACAUCAUCAUACAAACAUUUGAACAUUGUUCAUGAACUGUUGUGUUGUAUGCGUCACUUGUAUAUAAUAAACAUUUCUAACCUAUAUUGACUUUGAGAAACGCCACAAUAUACGUAUAGCUAUUUGAUAUCGUAUUUAUACGGUUUCAAUAAAGCAAUUACGACGACACACAACAGAUUCGAACACAACUGAUAUGUACAUUUAUAUAGCACCUCAUGUAUGUUCUCACUUAAAAAAGACCUAUCUAUCGUUUUAUAUGAAUUCAUAAAUGAUUGAAUUUAGUAAUAGUUUUCGUCAUUAAAUAUUUUCGUAUGGUGAUUUUUGGCAACUCUCUAACAUUCGAAGAAAAGUUGGUGUUUCUUUUAUCUUCCUCAAUAAUCGAAGAUUUAUCGAUGUUUUUCGAUAAAUACUUAUAAGUGGGAGUAAAAAAAUAAAAGCAAGAUGUUUUUUGAUUUUUUUUUUUGUUAAUUUUGUCGAACCAAUAUCUAUUGCCAUGGUAUUUCAUCGGCUUAUUUGAUUGAUAAGUGCUAAUGUUGAGACAAGAAACAAAAUAUCUACACCUAAGACAGAAAAUGUGUGAUGCUGAUUUGCGAAUAUAGUACCAAACGCAAUCAGAUUAUAUCAUAUUAUGAUACACUACGCAUGUGAGAAAUAUGGUUUAAUACAUAGGGGUAAAAUGAUGUUUACAUAUUUCUUAAUCCGCAGGAUCAAUCUUUUGAGAGGGGAAGUUGUAGUUAGAAUACUUUGCGCCAAAUGUCAAAACAUUGAUUUAUAUAAUUUUUGACAAGAAUGUAUACGUUUUGUUUGCAAGAUGUCUCAAAAUUGGCUCUGAUAAUAUAUAUGUAUGCUUUACUGAAUUAUCAUAAUGUAAUUUAUGCAAAAAUAUGUCUCGGGGAUGACGUUCUAAUGAAAUGUCAAAUAAAUAAAAUAUUUUGUUCAGAAUAAGGAGACUUUGUAUAUUAAUUUAUUAAUCGUUGUGUAUAAAGGUACUAAUACAAUUUAUUAUAUUUUCUAAUAAACUUCC